Molecule: messenger RNA, 564 nt
Organism: Carica papaya (papaya)
Lineage: Eukaryota; Viridiplantae; Streptophyta; Magnoliopsida; Brassicales; Caricaceae
Product: ATP synthase small subunit 6-A, mitochondrial-like
Source: RefSeq, a predicted model, not a curated record
AAAAAAUAUAUUUUAUUUUAUCUCAAGGAUCUCUUCGGUCUUCAUCGUCGCUCAUCUUACAUAUUCGUCAUAGCAAGAGCUGAAAAUCUUCCUCAAGCAGAAGAAUAAGAAGCAGCAUAUAGAAUUUGAAGAAGCAAAAGAGGAAGAGAGAUGAAAAAGUUUGAUCCAUGGCCCAUUUUCUUUAGAAGAGAAUGGAGUCGUAACUGGCCAUUCCUGGUCGGCUUUGCCAUCACUGGAACCCUAAUUACAAAGUUUACUAGCAGCCUCACUGAGGAAGAUGCCAAGAACUCACCCUUCGUGCAAAGGCACAACAGGUGAUUUCUGCCAAGUCAUGGGGGGUGUAUGGCUUGCUUUUUAAUAAUACAAGAUAAGUUGUGUAUAUACAAUUAAUUCCUACUUAUAUACAUUCUUAUUCUCGAAUAAUGUUCGACAUCUCUGUUGAUUGGCUGUUUUCUUGCCUGGUUGAACCCUUAUUGGGAAUUACAAAGGAAUAUUAAUUUUGGCAAGAGCUUAUGCUAUGAAUAUACAGUAUGUUUAUUGUGGUUAAAGCAUAACUUUUAUGAA